AUGCUAGAGUCAAAAGAUAAAGACAACUGGUUGCUGAACAACAUAGUGCCACUGCACGUUAUUGAGUGUCUGAAGAGAGAUGGCAAGUACUGUAGGACCCACAAUGACGUUGGAAUCAUCUUUGCAAAGGUCUGCAACUUUGACAACUUCUACGACGAGUCUUACCAGGGUGGGAUCGAGUAUUUGAGGGUCUUGAACGAGCUGAUAGGCGAUUUGGAGGAACUCUUUGAAGAUGCACGCUUCAAUCAAAUUGAAAAAAUCAAAACAAUUGGUUGUUGCUUGAUGGCAGCGUCGGGUUUGAACGUGCAGGAGAGCGCAAAAACACCUGGCAACCAGGAGACCCCAAACAGGCCCGACCACCUAGUGGCUCUCGUGGAUUUUUGCCUCGCCAUCUUCGAGAAGUUGCGAGCAUUCAACGCCAGCAUGCUCAACUUUGAGUUCAACAUGACCAUUGGUUACAACAUUGGACAGGUAACUUCCGGAGUGGUUGGUACAAGUAAGAUGCUGUUCGACAUCUGGGGGGAUGCGGUGAACGUGGCAAGUAGGAUGUACUCGACGGGGGUGCACGGCAGAGUCCAACUGACCGAGCAAUGCCAUCUUCUCCUCAACGAUCAAUUCGAUUUUGAGUUUCGUGGGGAGGUUUUUGUGAAAGGGAAAGGGGAUAUGAGGACCUAUCUGCUAGUUGGCAGGAAGAACUGA
Molecule: messenger RNA, 699 nt
Organism: Helobdella robusta
Lineage: Eukaryota; Metazoa; Annelida; Clitellata; Rhynchobdellida; Glossiphoniidae
Exons: 4
Coding region: 1-699 (232 amino acids)
Biological process (GO): cyclic nucleotide biosynthetic process; intracellular signal transduction; adenylate cyclase-activating G protein-coupled receptor signaling pathway
Molecular function (GO): adenylate cyclase activity
Source: RefSeq, a predicted model, not a curated record